Durio zibethinus is the source of this 3169-nucleotide messenger RNA. NCBI's taxonomy places the organism in Eukaryota, Viridiplantae, Streptophyta, Magnoliopsida, Malvales, Malvaceae. The record is from RefSeq and is a predicted model, not a curated record.
CAGCACUGCUUGCUUUGCUUCUCUUAAGAAUUUCUCCUUUGAUCAAUCUUCUCUUGAUUUUAGUCCCUACCAUGCCCAAUAUCUUUUUCUUUUAUAACUGCACGACUCCUUUUCGGUUAAUUAUAUAAAACUUAGAAUCAAAUGUGCCUCCAGUGCGAUGCUUAAUUCUUGGAUUGCAUUAGUCCAUGGGAAUGAGGACUUGAAUUGGAACCAAACAGCCUGUGAGCAUUUAAUUGCCUUCCCUGUUCAGUUUGAAAGGGAAAAUAAUCAAGCAAUAAUCGUUGACUACAUAAAGUUGUUGAAUGAUGGAUUUACGCUCCAUCGGAAUGGAUAUGAUUGUGCUAGGUGCCAGAGAAGUUCUUGGGGCCACUUUGGAUUCGACAAGGGACAUAGUGUCUGUUUCUACCCUGAUGGAACUCAUUCCAAGCAAUGAAAAUAUGGUAAGGCGGCCAAAAAUUGCUUUGCUUAGAGUCUUCUUUCAAUUUUCUCGUUUUCUUUUUUGCUGGUUUUUCUCCAAAAUUGAUCUAGAUUAUAUCAGUUUACUCUCACAAGAAAAAUAGGAUAUCAUAUGCACGGGAAGAUGAAGUUUUUGGUAGAUUUCUCUCCUCUUUUCCUAGGAAACCUUCUGCAUCAAAUCUAGGAUCUAUCUAGCUAUUAACAAAUGUCUUUGACUAUGUUAAAGACAUUCAUGCCUUAUCCACACUGCUGCACUGUACCUAUACAAACAUGCAUGAAACAAAACUGUUAUUGAUGUUCGUUGUCUAGAGUAUACUUCGAGUUUAAGAGGAAACUGUCAGUUCAAUCAGCUUGUUAUAGACUCUUUAUCAAAAGGGUUCAUACGCUCAGUUCUUUCUUGUUUUCAACUGUUUAGAGUUUAGAUUCUUUGAACUUGGCUGUUUCCCUCUCAGCUUAAAGUCAUGUCUGAAUGGAAGAAAUUUCAGACUAACAGUGAAGGCAUUGACAAGUAGGUUGAAAUUCACUCAUGAAAACGAUUCUUUCUCUAACCCGCCCCAUACUUCCUGUCAAAGACCGACCGUGAAAAAGUUGUCACUGAUAGAGAAAUCAAGGAUCAUAUCAUUUCCACAAGGUAGACUUGGGUGUUUCUUUUUAUGGCCCGCAAUCUGAAUUUUCCCUCUUUUCCCCUCUCAUGGAUUCUUUCCUUCUGUCACGCCCUUUAUUUUUAACUUUUCCCCAUCGACCAUCCGAACCAUACUUUUUCUAUUCUAUCUUAUAGAUAGAACGCGCAAUCUUGUCCUUGUCACUCCAUCCUCUCUUUAGGUUUAAUUCAGAGUGCUGAGCUCCAAUCCUGGAACAAUUUGAGUUUUCCCAAUCUUCCAUAUGUCACUUUCGAGAUGGGUUCCAACCUAACCUUGUGUAAAUGCAAUAGUGCUUUGAAUACUAGCUUUCCAAAAGAAUUCAGCUACACAGUCUGCAAGAAUUACACUAUAUAAUAUAGCCAACCGGAGGGGAUGACUGGGCCACUCGAAAACAACAACAACUAAAAAAUGAUCGUUUGUCAAGCAUUUGUAAUUGCCCAAUUAUUCAGCGCCCUUUUACCAGUCUUCCACCGAAGAAAAAUUCGCAACAUAACGAUAGCCUUUUGAAACUAUUAACUCCAUGUGUAUGUGUCAAAGUUCCAAGUAUCCUUUCAUUGUUGGUAGAUGUUUAUUUAACAAGCAAAAAUUCUACUGUAGCAAAGUUGCAGGAAAGAACAAAUUGGGACUGAAGCUGGGACUCGGAAUUGGAUGCCCUACUCUAAUAAUACUGAUCUUGUCCAUCUAUGUCUUCCGGCGUCGAUGCAAACAAAAAUAUGCUUCAUCAAACUUUCUCAGACAAAAAACUUCAUCCGAUCACUCUUCAAAAUCAGACCUGGAAAGCAGUAGUACAGCCUGCUUUGGGCUCCCCAUCUUCUCCUAUGCUGAACUUGCAGAAGCCACGAAUAAUUUUGACGAUGAGAAAGAACUUGGAGAUGGAGGUUUUGGGACUGUAUACUAUGGGAAACUCCGAGAUGGGCGAGAAGUUGCAAUCAAGCGACUAUACCAACACAAUUAUAGACGGCUACAACAGUUCAUUAAUGAAGUUGAAAUCUUAACCCGCUUGCGCCACAAAAAUCUGGUCUCUCUCUAUGGUUGCACUUCACGCCGCAGCCGGGAACUUCUCCUUGUUUAUGAAUUCAUUGCUAAUGGCACCGUUGCUGAUCAUCUUCAUGGCAAUCUUGCACAGUCCGGUUCACUCACAUGGCCCAUUCGUAUGAGCGUUGCAAUAGAAACUGCAAGUGCAUUAGCUUAUCUACAUGCCUCUGAUAUCAUACACCGUGAUGUUAAAACUAACAACAUUCUCCUGGAUGAUAAUUUUUGUGUCAAAGUAGCAGAUUUUGGGCUUUCUCGGUUGUUCCCCAAUGAUGUCACCCACAUCUCAACUGCUCCACAAGGGACCCCUGGCUACGUUGACCCAGAAUAUCACCAAUGUUACCAGCUUACCGAAAAGAGUGAUGUCUAUAGCUUUGGAGUUGUUCUCGUUGAACUCAUAUCUUCAAUGCCUGCUAUUGAUAUCACCAGGCAUAGGCAUGAGAUUAAUUUGGCUAAUUUGGCAAUAAACAAGAUUCAAAAGUGUGCAUUUGAUGAGUUGAUUGACCCCAAUCUUGGUUAUAAAUCAGAUGAAGAAGUUACAAGGAGGACAACUUUAGUUGCAGAGCUGGCUUUUCGGUGUUUGCAACAAGAGAAAGAAAAGCGCCCUUCGAUGGAAGAGGUUUCGGAGGAACUACAGAGAAUACAAAGUGAAGAUUACAAGUUGGAGAAUGUGCAAGAGGAUGAACACACUGAUAGUGAAGUACCAAUCAGUUCACUGCCCCCUCCUUCACCUCCAACCGGCGAUCAGAUUGCAUUGUUGAAGAAUAUACGGCUGCCAGCUUCACCAGUUUCUGUGACAGAUAAAUGGAUUAGCCAGCGUACUACACCUAGUGCCAGUGUAUAAAUUUAAAAAAAAAAAAAAAAUUUGCCAUUCUGCUCAAAUUCAAGUCUCAUUGCCAACUGCAAAUAGAGGGUAAAAGAUUUUCAUUGUUCUCCUCGUUUGUUUUUUUCUCGAGGGAAUGUAGACAGUAAAUGGAGCAAUCAUUAUUAUACUAUAAAUAAUGUUCAUAUUCUGCAGAUCUUUUAUUGGCUUCCCUGCU